AUGGUAAAUAUCGGCAUUCCCAACAACCAUAUUGCGUCUCCAACAGGAUUCCUUGGGACGCCAUCUCUGACUAGGUCUAUCAAUCACCAUGUUGCUGAGGAUCUGGACUCUACCAAUGCCUUUGAAGGGCCCGAAAAGUUGCUAGAGGUGUGGUUUGCACCGUCACCGAAUGACCUGACCAACUGUCGCCAUGCGAACGGUCUCAAGGCCGUGCCCAAGGACGUGUGGACGCCUAUGCUCGAUCGUGUCAACUGCAAGGUGCUGUCCACAAUCGAAUCCGACGAUGUGGAUGCCUACCUCCUCUCCGAGUCGAGCAUGUUCGUCUUUCCUCACAAGCUCAUUUUGAAGACCUGCGGCACUACGACUUUGCUCCAUGGGCUGGGUAUGAUUCUGGAGAUUGCGGCGACUUAUGGCGGCUUUCCAACCAACACAGCACCUCCAGGUCAGGGGAUUAAGGACGCCGCUGCACCGUACCGCGUCUUCUACAGCCGCAAGAACUUCUUGUAUCCUGACCGCCAGGUGGGUCCACAUCGCAGUUGGCGAGACGAAGUGCGCCAUCUCGACAAGCUCUUCCAGGGCGGCAGCGCGUAUAUGAUCGGCAAGGUCAAUGGCGAGCACUGGUUCCUGUACUUGACGGAGCCUUUCACCAUGUUGACGCCUCCGGCUAGUCCGCAGAGCAUCGAGAUGCCUGAGACUGAAACGAAGAUCCUCGACUUGCCGUCUUCGAUGGUUUCUGAUCGUGCCGCCAAGGUGUGCGAGGGAGAAGACGAGACGUUGGAGGUGCUGAUGACCGACCUGGACGAAGAGAACGCCAAGCAGUUUUACCUCAACGAAGCGAGUGCGGUCGCUGAAGAGAGGUACAGCGGCGUUCAAGUCCAUAAGGACGAUACUAUGGACGUUUUCGGGGACGUUGCGGACGUGAACGACAAAGGCUAUCCUGCAGAGCUCACUACCGAAGGACAUGCUUUGGGCACGGUCGUAUCAGACAACUGUGGCCUCUCCAAUAUUUAUCCCAAGGACAAGUACCCCGGCUCACGCAUCGAUGCGUAUCUGUUCACUCCUUGUGGGUUCUCUGCAAAUGGGGUCAUCCCAGCUCCUGUAGGUGAGAAGGGUACGCACUACUUUACGGUCCACGUCACUCCUGAGCCAAUCUGCUCUUACGCUUCAUUCGAGACCAACGUGCCGUGUGGGCAGAGCGGACGCGACACCCAAGAGAUCGUCCAGAAUGCUGUUGACAUCUUCAAACCUGGCCGGUUCUCCGUCACUCUAUUUGAGGCCAAGACUAACUACGAGGAGCUCGAUACUGCCGAUGAUGCCACACUGCUCAAGAUUAGGGCUCUUGAGCGUCAGACCAAGAUGCGCAGCGGCAAGAUGGACGCCAUCAAGGGCUAUCGUCGCAUCGAUCGCAUCGUUCAUGAUCUUGAUGGGUACGACUUGGUGUUCCGCUACUACGAACGUAAUGACUGGAAAGGAGGGGCGCCUCGCAUUGGCGAGACUCUGUUUUAG
This is a messenger RNA of Cyphellophora attinorum, 1506 nucleotides long. RefSeq names its product S-adenosylmethionine decarboxylase proenzyme. The record is from RefSeq and is a predicted model, not a curated record. Gene Ontology annotation, molecular function: adenosylmethionine decarboxylase activity. Gene Ontology annotation, cellular component: cytosol. Bases 1 to 1506 code for a protein of 501 amino acids. The transcript has a single exon. Lineage: Eukaryota; Fungi; Ascomycota; Eurotiomycetes; Chaetothyriales; Cyphellophoraceae. Gene Ontology annotation, biological process: spermidine biosynthetic process; spermine biosynthetic process.